This is a messenger RNA of Alligator mississippiensis (American alligator), 2841 nucleotides long. It is a transcript of the gene CALCOCO2, whose product is annotated as calcium binding and coiled-coil domain 2. The record is from RefSeq and is a predicted model, not a curated record. Bases 199 to 1767 code for a protein of 522 amino acids. NCBI's taxonomy places the organism in Eukaryota, Metazoa, Chordata, Crocodylia, Alligatoridae. Gene Ontology annotation, cellular component: autophagosome; PML body. Gene Ontology annotation, biological process: positive regulation of autophagosome maturation; xenophagy. The transcript is spliced from 15 exons.
UGUUCCGGGUGGGACGGAGGGGGCGGGGCGCAGGGUGCCGCCCUUCCUCGGCUCCUCCUCCUCAGUCGCAGUCCGAGAGGCUUCGAGCUGUCUCCUUUGAUUCCCAGUGAUUCCUGAAUGAGAACAUUCCUGAAGGACCCAAGUCUCCUCAAAUAACUGUUUUGUUGACUAGAACCUACAAGGAGCAAGAACUCCAGUAUGGAUGAGAAUGUAGAUGAACCUCCCACCUCUGCUAUCCUCUUGGACAGUUGCCACUUCUCCCAGGUCAUCUUUACUAAUGUAGAGAAAUAUUAUAUGCCUGGAGGAGAUGUCAUCUGCUACUAUACCCUCACAAAGAAUAUCACUCCUCGCAGAAAGGACUGGGUGGGCAUUUUCAGGGUGGGAUGGAAAACAACCCGUGAAUAUUACACAUUCAUGUGGGCACCUUUGCCCAGCAGCCUUGACAGCGAUGCAGUGCUGCAGCAAGAAGUUCAGUUUAAAGCCUACUACCUGCCAAAAGAUGAUGAAUAUUACCAGUUCUGUUACGUUGACCAGGAUGGGGUGGUCCGUGGAGCCAGCGUGCCCUUCCAGUUCCGUGCAGAGGCUGAGGAUGACAUCCUGGUGGUUACCACACAGGGAGAAGUGGAGGAGAUUGAGCAACAGAACAAGGAUUUACUUAAAGAAAACCAACAACUGAAGGAAAGCUGCAAGAGUCUCCAGAAACAGAACAUGGACCUGCAGGAGAAGCUGAGAAAGGCACAGGAGAAGAUGAAGCAGCUAGAGGGAGAAGUCUGUUUCCUGCAGACUGAGAGCUUGAAGCUACAGAGUGCUCUGGAUCAACAGGCUGCGGAGCUAACUGCUGUUCAAAUUGAUUUGGCUUCCAUUAAGGAGAAAAAUAUGGACCUGGGAAAGGAGAACCAGGAGCUGCGCAGUGAUCUGGACUCUCUGAGGGGCAGCAGUGAGAAACUGGAGCUGGAGUUGAAUUCCCUGGGAGAGAAGAACAGGCAUCUCAAGGAGCAGAAUGCCUGCAGAGAUGCUGAGCUGCACCAGCUGAAAGAACAAAGCCAAAGUAUCUCAUCUGAAAAGGAACAGCUGGGAAACAGACUGAAAACAACCCUGGAUCAGAUGGACCAGCUGCAGUCACAGGUGCUGAGUCAAGAAAAGGAAAUUGAAAAUCUGGUUCGUAUGGACCGAGACAAAACUGAGCAGCUGGAACAUUUGGAGAAGGAGAAACAACAGUUACACAUCACUUUAGUGGAACAGAAGGAGCAUACAGAGAAGCUUGAACACGCUCUGGAGAAUUCAAAUGCGACUGAGGCCAACACGUUCCUUCGUCUGCAGCAUGUGCAGUUUCAAAGCCAAGAUUUAACAAAGGAACUUGAAGAAAAGAACCAUUUAUUUCAGAUUCUCCAGAGAAAAAAGAAUGAACUUGAUGAGGAAAAUCAGCUAUUAAAGCAGGAGAACAGUGACCUGCUGAGGCGCCUUUCUGCACUUCCAGAUUAUUCUUCCUUUGCUGCUGCCUCACCAAUGUAUGUUCAGGUGCCUCCAGAAGAUGCAGGACUUGUUUUUGGAAAUCCAUAUGCCUCCCCAAAGACAAGUGCUGAGAACAUGUCUUCUCUGAAGAAAUGCCCCUGGUGUAUUGCAUCUUUUCCUGAGGACAUUGAAGAAAGUCAGUAUGCAGUCCAUGUGCGAAGCCACCUGUUGGAGUGCCCUAUCUGCAGUCAGACCUUUGAAGAGUCCAAUAAGCAGGUGUAUGAGGAUCAUUUGUUCUGUCAUGAUUUGGAAUAAUUCUUAACUCUUCUUUUUGCUCUCUAGAGUAGGCAGCAUAGCUGCUCUUUCAUAACUCUCAGCACCAACUAGAUUAGAAUCAGUUUUGUAGGUUACGCUACUCCCAGUGAGGCCACCCAAACAAGGCUGGACAUAGCACUGAUACUGCAGUGCUGACCCUGGUGUUCCAGAUGGAGGGACCCCUUACUGAAUUGGAUCACCUAUCAAUGCCCUGAAAUAGAUCCGUGCUUGUCAGCUAUGUCUUGUUAUCUUGAGUCAAGCCUAGACACUGUGAAACAGCUCAGUCCCUAUAACCAAUCAUUCAGUGAUAGCUGUGAUAUAUCAUUUAGCUUUGGCCGAGUAAUAAGAAUCUAUAAUAGCAGUUUUGAAUUGUUUGUGCUUGGAAAGAAAUCUCUCUUCCAUAAUGUUUUUUUUUUCCCGUGGCAUAAUGCUGUGGACACUAGUCCAUAGACUAAAGCAAGUGUACAUACCUUUUGAGCUCAUGCUUUCUGACUUCUUUGAGGUAUCAGGAGUGCAGAGCUAAUGGUUAAUAAAAAUGUACCUAUUUCCUCUUCCUUCAUUCUCUGUCCCCACCCAGAUAACAUUUUAUAUGUUUCAGCAAUGCAUUUAGCCAUCCAUAAGCCUUUUCUAAAAUAAUGGAUGAGCCUGGAUUGUUUCUUUGAUUUGUAUGUAGCAUCUUGACUUCAGCCCUUACUCCAGGACAAGAAGGACCUGUUCUCAGAACACAGUGGGUUCAAAACUAUCAAGUGCCUAGGGUGAUUAUAAUGACUGGACACUCUAUGCAAAAAAACACUACUUUGAAUUCUGUUUCUGGUUGCAGUACGCAAUAAGCAAUUUUUCCUUCUAUGCAAGUACAAAAGGAUUACAUUUAUUAUUCAACUGUGUCAUACUGUGCAUUAAUUUACUGAUGAAUAUGUAAAGCUAUGGGAAAUGCUAAUAGGUUUUCAUAGCAGCUUGGUUUAAAUUAACUUGAAUAUUAAGAAUAAUGGAAACCUUUAAAAUGUUGUUUAAAUCUUUUCAAAGCUGCCAACAUAAAUAAACUUGUUAUCAGUCAACCUAUAGUGUUAAACAUUA